Lottia gigantea (owl limpet) is the source of this 1240-nucleotide messenger RNA. RefSeq lists its product as hypothetical. The transcript is spliced from 4 exons. The record is from RefSeq and is a predicted model, not a curated record. NCBI's taxonomy places the organism in Eukaryota, Metazoa, Mollusca, Gastropoda, Lottiidae. Bases 1 to 480 code for a protein of 159 amino acids.
AUGACGUACUUUUUGCUGUUUAUAUGCUGUUUUUCGUUACAAGUGUUAGAUGUUUAUAGUGAAGAAAAUAAAUGUUUUAGAAAUGAAAUAUUUGGUGACAGAGAUGGUAAUGUUUAUUAUUGUCCCAAUCCUGAAAAUGAAUAUACAGAAUGCUGUGAGAAAGACCAGGAAUUUACCUGCUGCCAGAAAAAUUCAGAGAAAAAUUUAGGUGAACAGUUGAUGUUAUGGGGAACAAUAGCUGCUGUUGUAUUGUUGAUGAUUAUAAUUGGUGUCUGUGUAAAGAAAGACAUCAAUUGUUGUAAAUCAGAUAGAUGGAUCUUCUAUAAAUUUACUUCAAAAAGUAAAAAAGAACAAUCUAAACCUAUUGUUGGAAUUGAAGACGUUGAUCAAUAUGAACGCAAAGAUCAACAAGGAUAUGCACCAAAUUAUAAACAUAACUCUGGAUUUGUUUAUGACGGAGAAAUGUCAGAUAAACACUAAUUGUUUUCAAGCAAAGAUAUGUUUGCUCUCCGAGUCUAAUUCAAUAUAUAAACCAGUGGAUUUUAUUUUUAGGUAGUUGAAGUAGUAAUCAAUACAAUGUAAGUUUAGUCUGUAAAGUGUCUAUUACUAUUUAUUCUACCUACAAAUACAGUGGACUGGUCGUGUUUAUGUUUUGAAUCGGACCCAGAUGAGCAAAAAAUAUCUGUUCUUUACUUUAUUGGUUCAUUAAUAACUGCGGUUUUUUAAUAUGUAAAAUAACCCCUAAGGAAACUUUGAUAAAUGUAACAAUACGGAUUACACAACUACAACUCGAUUGGAAGCAAGGAUUUGUUUGGCACAGACUACCUUAAAGGAAUACUUCCUCUUAGAAUAAGCAUAAAAUUUAGAUUUGACAAAAAGGAGUAUAGGCCUAUAUGUAUAAUCAGGUUUGAGAAGUUAAAUUUUAUGUGCAUGUAGUAUCUCUUUAAUGAUUGCUUAUUCUGCGCCAUGUUGACAUUCUCAAUGGCAACACGAAAAAUAAACAAAAAGAGCCACUUUUUAAUUUGAUACCAAAUACAGUAGGACAUUAUUUGUUAUUUGCACUUUGCCUUAUAUUUGUUAUUAUUUGUUACUUUGUAUUAUUCGAUGAUUAUUCCGUCCAUUGCAUUGUACUUCGAAUAUAUUUAGAUUUGUGUUUACACGUAAAGUGAAUUCAAUGUGCUGUUAUACACGAAAUAAAUGUUUGAUUUCCACUCAUCUUUACAUUAAAAUUUUAUUUUCA